Mesorhabditis belari is the source of this 735-nucleotide messenger RNA. The record is from the annotation of a GenBank genome assembly. Lineage: Eukaryota; Metazoa; Nematoda; Chromadorea; Rhabditida; Rhabditidae.
AUGGAUAAUAUCAAAGCCUACGGGGCGGGCUUGGCCGUGCAAGGCUUUGAUCCAAAUACAUUCUUCAAGAAACCGGCAGUUCUAUGUAAAUGUGCAGCAUUCCUUUUUGGCGCUGGGUUGUGGUAUUGUGUUUCGAAGGGCGGAUGGCACAAGUCUCAAGCAUUCAUUCAUCCAAUUUGUCUCUACAAUUCCUCUGCUCCGACAUGUUCUUUUGGAAGUGCCUUUGGAUUUUUCUCAAUGGCUGCCGCGUUAGCCUUACUUAUUCUUGAUGCCAAGUUUGAACAAAUUUCCUCAAUUCCUUCAAGGAAACGAGCGGUGACUGCUGAUUUAGCUGUUUCUGCUGCUUUCUCUGGAAUCUUUCUGAUAUCUUUUUUCACAUUAUGGAUGAGGUAUUCCGCGUUUGAGCUAAAUGAAGAAUACAGCGGUCGAUUGGCAAAAUUGGCCAUCUUGGAUUGUCUUCUCUCAGCUGCUGCUUGGGGGGGAGCGGCUCUUUUCGCUUUCCGACGGCAACAAGAAGGAGCAACAACGGGAAUAAUGCAACAAGAUGGAUUCGGUGAUCAAUUCAAUGCAAUGCCAGAAGAUGUUGCUCAAGGAUAUGGAUAUGGAGGAGACUCAACUGGCAUUGGCUCUGUUGGUCCUGACUCGUAUCAGAAUGGCGGCGGUGUGCCACAGCAAUCACAAAUGGGAUCCAUCCCACCUUCCAAUCCUUUCCACAGCCAAGAGGGAUAUGGAUAU